AUAAAAUUACAGUUUUCUCAGGUUAGUUAUUCUUGUCACAAUAUUCUUGUUGAAUAUAAUUUUUUAGAUUUAUGCAAAUUGAUCUAUUUUGAAUAGCUAAAACUACAAUUUAUGAAGAAAAAAUAGUAAAUUAAGGUAGAAAUAGAAAACGGAAUUUAUAUUAAGACGGACCACCCUGAGAGUCUUCAGAAAUAACCAUUUCUCAGCACCGCAGCGUUUUCGAUUAUACUUUUCUUUGUGAUUGUAAUUAUUGAUUAUGGUAUCUUUGAAUUGACGUUUCUUAGAUAAAAAUUAGGUAGUAGGAGUUUCUGAAAAGUCUACCUUUGUAAAAUGAGUAAUUUCAUAAAAUGAAAAUACAUUGAAGCGGUUUUAACUUAAAAACUAUCACACUUUAUCCAAAUAUUAUGGUUAUGUCAUUCAAAUGUAUUAAGGCUGAGUAAUGGCUGCAAUAAAUGCCAAUGCUCCCUCUUCAGCAGAUGCUUGCCUAAGCAUAGUACACAGCUUGAUGUGCCACAGACAAGGUGGCGAGAGUGAAGGGUUUGCUAAAAGAGCUAUUGAGUCACUUGUGAAGAAAUUAAAAGAAAAAAGAGAUGAACUCGAUUCGCUAAUUACAGCUAUAACUACAAGUGGUGCUCAUCCUAGUAAAUGUGUAACAAUACAAAGAACUCUUGAUGGAAGAUUACAGGUUGCUGGAAGAAAGGGAUUUCCACAUGUAAUCUAUGCAAGAAUAUGGCGAUGGCCAGACUUACACAAAAAUGAGUUAAAACAUGUCAAAUACUGCCAGUUUGCAUUUGACUUGAAAUGUGACUCAGUUUGUGUUAAUCCCUAUCACUAUGAAAGAGUAGUAUCACCGGGAAUUGAUCUCUCAGGUCUCACACUACAAUCAGGGACUCCUAGACUCGUCAAGGAUGAGUACACAGCUGGUGCUGUGGCAGGAAAUAGUAUGGAGAUUGAUGGAGACAUGGGAAUCAACGUUUCACAGACAAUUCAACAUCACCCUCCCCAACAGAACUUUACACUCACUGGAUUGCAACCUCCCCCAACAAGUGAUCCAGGAAUAUAUAAUUCAACAAAUAGGCCCACUAUGGGGUCAGCAACUGUACCAAAAAUUGAAAGCGGACAAGAUACCUCCAGAACAAAUUGGUUGCCGCAUAUGCAAAUACAUCGCCAAAACCCAGUAUACAGUUCAACACCGACACAAGCAGUACAAGAAAGACCACAAGAAGCUAUACCACAAAGUUUAGCUGCAAAUUCUCCUGUUUCACCUCCUCUCCAACAAAAUGGAUUCAGCAGUUCAACUAGUACUGCUGUUGCAUCAAAUAACAAUGGAACAGUCUCAGGGACACAGCCAACGAAUACAAUUGGACAAGCCUUUACAGGUGCAGGUGGUACUUGGACUGGUUCAAACACCUUAACAUAUACACAGUCUAUGCAACCCCCAGACAACAGAAAUCAUCACACUACUUACUGGAAUCACAACUCACCAAACCAAAUAAGUUCGGAGGUCAGUAUAGCUGGUCUGCUUUCCUCCCAACCCGCGCCGGAGUACUGGUGUUCAGUAGCUUACUUUGAACUAGAUACUCAAGUAGGCGAGACUUUCAAAGUGCCAUCAAACUGUCCAAAUGUCACUAUUGACGGAUACGUAGACCCUUCUGGAGGGAACAGGUUUUGUUUGGGUGCCUUAAGUAAUGUACACAGAACGGAACAGAGCGAAAGAGCAAGACUUCACAUUGGAAAAGGGGUCCAAUUGGAUCUUAGAGGUGAAGGAGAUGUGUGGUUGAGGUGUUUAAGUGACCAUUCAGUUUUUGUCCAGAGUUACUAUUUGGAUAGGGAGGCUGGAAGGCAACCAGGGGAUGCAGUGCAUAAAAUUUAUCCUGGAGCUUAUAUUAAGGUUUUUGACUUACGGCAGUGUCAUCAUCAGAUGACAACCCAAGCAGCUACAGCCCAAGCUGCGGCUGCAGCGCAGGCAGCUGCUGUUGCUGGACAUAUUCCAGGGCCGCAUUCAGUUGGAGGAAUAGCACCUGCUAUUAGUUUGUCUGCAGCAACAGGCAUAGGCGUUGAUGACUUACGACGCUUGUGUAUUUUAAGGUUAAGUUUUGUGAAAGGUUGGGGUCCAGAUUAUCCCAGACAAUCCAUUAAGGAAACUCCUUGUUGGAUAGAAGUCCACUUACAUAGAGCGCUUCAGCUCUUGGAUGAAGUGUUACAUACAAUGCCAAUAGACGGUCCUCGAGCAAUAGAAUAAGAGUAGAACAAUAUGAUGAUACUACACUUCUCACCACUCGAAAAUAUGAUAUAUUUUCUUAAGAAGAUUGCACUUCCUCAGAAUUCGUGUGUGUGUUAGUAGUACUCUGAUUCUAAAGACUGUUUCUUCAGAUUGUCAAAAUUUUUAGAAACAAAAACGUGGAGUUUAAGUGAAAUAAAAAAUACCAUUCACAAUCUUUAUGGAAAAUGGGUUUGGAUCAAAUUGUCUUACUAAUUUUUAUGAUAAUGGGACAAACUCAACUUUAACACUCAUUUUUAAUACUCCGAAAGUGAAAGAUAAAAAAUAGCAUGAAACAAUAAAUGAUGGAAUAUUAUUAAUAUGCCACUUGAUAUUGGUUUAUUAAACAAAAAAAUAUAUUGAAAG
Messenger RNA from Psylliodes chrysocephalus, 2626 nucleotides. Lineage: Eukaryota; Metazoa; Arthropoda; Insecta; Coleoptera; Chrysomelidae. The record is from the annotation of a GenBank genome assembly.